UGAGGUCCCCUUGUCUUAAUCCCUUCACCCCUGAGAAAUGAACAGUAGUCAUUUUGCGGAGAAGACUCUCAAAAGCUAAUUUUCGCCUUAUACUUGUUUAUGUAACCAACACUAAAUAUAGCCUGUACAAUUUCAUCCCAUUUAACAAUGGCAACUGGCAAGAAUCACAUACCACAUACAUAUCCAUUUAAUAACUAAAUAUAUAUACUGUAAUAAAUAAAUCAGCACACACCCGUUUUAUUCCUUUAAUAACUAAAUAUGUAUACUCAAAUAAAUAAACCAGCAUACAUAUGCAUAUACUAUAUAUAUUAAAGUCAGUUACGAUAAAAUUACUGCUACCAGUACCGGGCUACCAUUAACUUUUAAUUGUUUUGAUGUGGCAAAAUAUGAAACGUUGUUUUAUUAUUGUACCGUUACCAACUCCAGCUCUGGACAAUUAAAGCACUCUGUUACGCCUUGUAGAUAACAGCUCAAGCCGUCCGUAUAUUUCGCCUCCAAAUAAAAAAAUGUCAACGUUAGCCGGCUGUGACUGGACGCCGCGUCAGUAGGUCCCAUAUACCCUUCAUAGCUACGUAAAUUUCGAGCCGAAUUAGAUGUGAUAUACACGCAGAGCUGACUCAUUACCAUAUCACCACAUAUUUCAGUACUCCCUAUAUAGCGCGUGCCUGGUACGGCUGAUCAGGUUUGAGAGAAAGUUCAAUGGAAUGAUGUAUCGUAAUACCACGCGCCUUUGCGAUGGGUGUGUAUAUUGGCAAUCACGUGUCUGCUAGUUUUGUAACGUUUUCUAUGUUUAAAAUAGUUGGAUAACAAUGAUAUUUUCAGUCAAGGACUCCAAACUUUCCAAAUAUCAAGGAAGGACUUCAAUCAUGCUGUCCCUAUAAAUACUUUGCGUCCAUUUGGCUUUCACCGUCAACCAUUGGCUAAAAGGAAAUAAACACAAGCGGUUCUGUUUCUGUGAUAUUUCCUUUUAGUUCUUUCAUUUCAUUGUUUUGAUCUUAAAUCUUAAUUGGUGUGAAGAUGACCAUCCUCAUUGACCAACCUGAGAAUGUUUUACAAACAGAGGAGAGGAAUGCUGUUUCUGAUGAUACGAAUGAAUUGAUAUUGGAUGGAGGGUUUGUGGUGCCAAAAACCAAACCAAAUGAUGGAUUUGAAGUGCCUGAAACCAACGCAUUCGGCCAAGUAUUCAGGGACUAUGAUGCAAAAAGUGAAAGGCAAAAGAGGGUUGAGGAAUUUUAUAGGUUGCAACACAUUAACCAAACAUACGACUUUGUGAAGAAAAUGAGGGAAAAUUAUGGGAAGUUGGAUAAAGUGGAGAUGAGCAUAUGGGAAUGUUGUGAACUUCUCAACAAUAUGGUGGACGAAAGCGAUCCUGAUUUGGAUGAACCUCAGAUUGAGCAUUUGUUGCAGACAGCUGAAGCCAUUAGAAAAGACCAUCCUAAUGAAGAUUGGCUACACUUGACUGGCCUUAUUCAUGAUCUUGGUAAAGUUCUUGCUCAUCCUAGCUUUGGAGGGCUUCCUCAAUGGGCUGUUGUUGGUGACACAUUCCCUCUAGGAUGUGCUUUUGAUGAAUCUAAUGUUCAUCAUAAGUAUUUCAAGGACAAUCCGGAUUCAAAAAAUCCUGCUUACAAUACUAAGAAUGGAAUUUAUUCUGAAGGAUGUGGACUUAAUAAUGUAAUGAUAUCAUGGGGGCAUGAUGACUAUAUGUACUUGGUGGCAAAGGAAAAUGGAACCACUCUGCCUUCAGCUGGAUUGUUCAUCAUCCGCUACCACUCAUUUUACCCUUUACACAAGUGUGGGGCUUAUGAACACUUGAUGAAUGAGGAGGAUACUGAGAAUAUGAAGUGGCUCAAGAUAUUCAACAAAUAUGACCUUUACAGUAAGAGCAAAGUUCGCGUUGAUGUUGAAAAGGUGAAGCCAUACUAUCUAUCUCUUAUUGAAAAGUAUUUUCCAGCAAAGCUCAGAUGGUGAACCCUACAUUUUGGGUGGUCAUGAAAAGGCAAUCAAUUUGGCGUUUGGCUUCUUGCACUCAUUCAAUGGAAGUGUGUCUCAAUCAUCUAGUUUCUCCACAAAUGUAUUACAACAAAAUUGAGUCUGUAUUAUUGUAAUAGUAUUUAAUUUCAUUGCUUUGGCAUUCUUUCAGCUUUAGCUAACUGUAUUGAGCUGAGAAAGCUCCUAUGGUUUGCUUAAAAGUCUUAAUAAAAGAUGAUCCAAUUAAUUUUA
Molecule: messenger RNA, 2220 nt
Organism: Cornus florida
Lineage: Eukaryota; Viridiplantae; Streptophyta; Magnoliopsida; Cornales; Cornaceae
Product: inositol oxygenase 4
Exons: 11
Coding region: 1018-1968 (316 amino acids)
Biological process (GO): inositol catabolic process
Cellular component (GO): cytoplasm
Molecular function (GO): iron ion binding; inositol oxygenase activity
Source: RefSeq, a predicted model, not a curated record